AUGCCUCCCCGGCCCUUGACGCGGGCCUUGAAUCUGCGCCCAUCUCGUAUCGGCCCUCCCGACUACUUCACAUUCACAUACUCACGAGACCUGAUCUCGGUGAAGAGCAAAUCUGCGCAAAGAUGUCUUGCAACAUACACUGAAAACCCGACUGCUACCGACAAAGCAGGUAACAAAAAGGAACGUGUCGUUAUCCUUGGCUCUGGCUGGGGUGGAUAUACGGUCUCGCGCCGCCUGUCGCCGCAAUCCUUCUCGCCCCUCAUCGUCUCUCCACGCUCAUACUUCGUCUUCACUCCGCUCCUGACCGACACUGCCAGUGGCUCACUGGACUUUUCCAAUAUUGUCGAACCUGUCCGGGACCGGCGUGCCAAGGUCGACUUCAUCCAAGCUGCUGCGCGAGCUAUUGAUCUGAAGAAAAAGACCGUUUUGUGCGAGGCCACUGUGGUCCGGAGCGGUGUUACUGAGACGCCGCGUACCUCCGAGGAUGAAAGACAAGUUGACGAAGGUCCGGAAACCACGUCCAAGCAGCCAAUGCAGGCAUUGCGCCAAUGGGAACAAGGUGAAAUAUUCGAGGUUCCAUACGACAAGCUUGUCAUUUCAGUCGGCGCUGUCAGUCGCACUUUUGGUACACCGGGUGUCAGGAAAAAUGCCAUGUUCUUCAGAGACAUUGGCGAUGCGAAGCGGGUGAAGCGGCGCGUGCGCGAAUGCUUUGAGUUGGCCGUCCUUCCGACGGCAACACCCGAGAUGCGGAAGUGGUUGCUUCAUUUUGCAAUUGUUGGCGCAGGCCCCACCGGCACCGAACUUGCCGCCUCGUUGCGCGACUUCAUCUAUGUGGACCUGAUGGCGCUCUAUCCAGCGCUAGAAGGGAUCCCCAAAAUCAGUCUCUAUGACGUCGCGCCUCAGGUACUGUCGAUGUUCGACGAGUCCCUCUCCCGGUAUGCGAUGAAAACCAUGAGGGGCGAAGGCAUCGACAUCAAGACCUCCCAUCAUGUCAAGAGCCUACGCUGGGGUCCACCCGGUGCCCCAGGCCCCCAUGAAAUGGAUCCCAAGCGCUGUUUGACGUUGACUACCGAAGAGGAGGGUGAAGUGGGCGUGGGCAUGUGCGUCUGGGUGACGGGCAAUGCAAUGACCAAGCUUAUCAGCCAAUCUCUUCUUGCAGUCAAUGAUUUUCCAACUGACUCCGUCUACACCAUCGACGGUGAUUCAGGCCCGGUCGCCCCCACUGGGAAAUCCGCUUGGGAGGUCAAAAAGGUCCCCAAAAUAGGUGCCUUGCUCGUCGACGGUCAUCUCCGCGUACAACUUCACAACGAUGCUGGACAGACUGCCGUUCUCAAGGAUGUCUUCGCCCUAGGCGAUAAUGCCAUUCUGGAGACCGGUGCCCCUCCGGCUACAGCGCAAGCAGCCUUUCAAGAAGCCAAGUGGCUCGCGGAUCGCCUGAACAAGCAAGACCUGGAGCACACACCACCCUUCUCGUUCCGCAAUAUGGGCACGCUGGCUUACAUCGGAAGCGAGAAAGCGCUGAUGCAGCUCCCUCACGACAUGCAUGACCCAAGUAAGCGCAGUAAAUACCUGCCGGGGGGAUCACUGGCCGUAUGGCUCGGUUAG
Penicillium canariense is the source of this 1605-nucleotide messenger RNA. RefSeq names its product putative pyridine nucleotide-disulfide oxidoreductase. Gene Ontology annotation, molecular function: NADH dehydrogenase activity. NCBI's taxonomy places the organism in Eukaryota, Fungi, Ascomycota, Eurotiomycetes, Eurotiales, Aspergillaceae. The record is from RefSeq and is a predicted model, not a curated record. The transcript has a single exon. The coding region runs from base 1 to 1605 and encodes 534 amino acids.